UGCACACACAAAAGAAUUUUUUUGCGCUCAUAGCUGAGAAGGAUUUAGAGGGAACAUUGCUUUUGAGACCUCCUGCGGGUGCCAGCUCAACACUGGUUUCUAUUUGACAGGCAAUGAAUACACAGACAGAGCAAGCUCAGGAAUAUUUAGCAGGAAUGCUGCACAUUAGAGUGAGAUAACCCCCUGGUACUGGAAUACAGUGUGUUGGUGGUUGUUUAUGGCUGAUUUAGUUACAGAAUUGCAAAUGUGAGUUUUUUCUUUGCCACUGGUCUCUUUCCCUCCCUCUGUGUCUCUCCAUCCCUCCCCCUCUUCCUUUCUUCUUCCUGUAGCACAGAUCUGAAUCAGCUGCAACUUCAGACACUGUUCAUCCUCACCAUCCCGGAGCCAGCAGGCAACUCAGUGGAGAUGUUUUCCUCACCCAAACCCCCGGGACACAGCAUUUAGAUCCACGCAUAGAUCACAGACUGUUCUAUUUUAACAUUUUACUCUAACUUCUCUCACCCUGUAACCUCAUCUCCUUUUCUCCCUGAAAGCCCUUUCCGUUCACCAACAAACUUCUUCAACGAAUUCAUUAAAACCCCUCCCCAUCGAUAUUUAUUUUGUAGUUAUAGUCCUUAUAACUAUUAUUUUUUCAUUGCUAUCCUGUCCUCUACAUAGAACAAACUCUGUUUCACCACAAGGACGACUCUCUCUUUCCUUUCUUAUUAACAUUACUUGCUUUCUUUACUUUGCUUUUACUGGGGUGGUCGCUGCGUGGGGAUGAGUGCACAGGAAGAUGACAAGUCGGGUGGUUUUGCUCUGGAUACAGAAUUUCUCAGAUCUCCAAAAGGACGAAUACUUAUUGCUGAGCUGAUCCUCUGCUUUGUGGUUUUCAUCUGCUUUGCUGCCUACUCCUCGUCUUAUUUGGCAGCCCCACUGCUUGAGUUCAUCAUUACGACUGUCUUCUUUAUCAUUGUCUGCAGCCGAUACCAUCUUCGCUUAACAGCUCUCAACUGGCCUUGCAUGGAUUUCCUGCGUUGUGUCUCUGCUGCAUUAGUUAUUCUGGUUGUUUCUGUUGUGGCCGCAGCUCGCGGGGCAGGAGAUGGUGCGGCAAUCACAGCAGCUCUUUUUGGAUUUUUGUUAGUUUGUGUGUUCUGCUAUGAUGCAUUCACCAUUUACAAAUCAGAGACCACAGCAAAUACAGCAGAGACAAGAGAUGGCGAGUAGGAUCUAACAUCUGAAACUGGAAGUACAUGGAAUUGACCAUCACCAGUCUUCUUAACUCUGCAGAUAACAAAGUUGUCACAUAUCUUCAAAAUAUUGUCUUCACAAAACCUGGAAUGAACCAAAUUCCAGAUGAACCAUAGAGUUCUGAGCUUAUUGAGCAUAAACACAAAAAUCAGAGGCGAAUGCUCAAGUAUCAAUUUUAAAUUAUUUACUACUCUAGUUACCAGAGGGUUAUUUGCAUGUAUGAUGGCAGUGUUAGUAAGUUAUUCAUAGUAUGCCUUACGUUGGUGCUCUUUAUAUGUGACUACACUAUACCAAAUGUAUGAUGAGAUCUCUAAUCUCAGUAUCCAUGGAAGCCCCCAGAAUACAGCUUCUUUUGAUUGGUCUACAUAUCACAUAUACAUUAGCAAUGGUUUGGCCAUGGCUUUUAUUUCAAGAGUUUUUUUUUUUUAAUACACCCCAGGUUCCUGAAGACCUCUUUGGAUGACAUGAUUUUAUUAUGUCAUCCCUCAAAUAUCAACUAAUAAUGAUGUGAAUAAUGGCUCACUGGAAAAAAAUGGACAACACUACAACGCUUAGGAAAAUAUAUAAGUAGGGGUUCAGUGGUAUUUUUUAACUGAUUAUUUUCUUCAUGCUAUUUAGAAUUAAUAUUUACAUUUAUGUUUACAUUUUGGCCUAACAUAAUUAAGGGUUACUUUUUUUCACACUACGACUGCGGCUAGUAGGAUCAAAACAGUACUGCAGAGAGGGCUAUUAUGUCCCUGCACUAGAAGAGACAAAUUUCUAGUUAAAAACACCUUGAAGCACUUUGCUACCAUAGACGUCUUAAGGCAAAGGCACAUUGUACGUUUUUGUCACCCAUGCUUAAUCUUAUCCAACAUGGGUGACCAAAUGUUUCACAAUACCAUUGCAUUUGUGUCAGUGUAAACCACCACCAGAAAAAUAUUUCAGUUGUAUAACCAUUUUAAAAUCUGGAAUAAGACUAUUUCUGCAGAUUAUGCGACGGACAAGUUUUAGUGGCAAAGAUCUACACUGAAACCAACAGAAAGGUAUUUUCUGACAUUUUGUCAUAUAACUGUAGGGGAUUAAGUCCGACAAAAUGUAUCAUGUGCCAUUAGCCUUCAGGCAGUAUCACGUGUUAAAUCAUUUUUUUUGCUAGUAGAAAAGUGGGGAAAAAAACAUGACUGACGUGACCCUAAAACAGUCUAAUUCAGGAGAAUGCAAAUAAGGGAGACUUACCUGCUGUGGUGACAGACAACUAGACAAGCCCAUUUAAGAUAGCAUUUAACUAGAUUUUUCUAUAUGCCUAUAUUUUGAACAAGUUAUAGAAGUGCUGUGCAAUGGCUUCUGUGUUGUGGGCCUGUGAUCCAACAGAAAGCAUUUUUGAGGGUCAAUCUACUGUAUAUUAAAAUGGUGAUGUCAGAGAAAGCAGCUUUUUCACCAUUGACAGAAUGAAAGAUGCUGUAUUUUUAUAGCAUUUUCUCUCUAAUUUUCUAAACUAUGUGACCAAAAUUUAAAUUAGAGUAAGUUAGGCAAUUUUUUUACCAUGUUUGAUAUUUUAUAUUACUUGCUAAUAUAAAAAAAAAUCUUUUAAGUCA
Xenopus laevis (African clawed frog) is the source of this 2804-nucleotide messenger RNA. RefSeq names its product CKLF-like MARVEL transmembrane domain containing 5 L homeolog (gene cmtm5.L). NCBI's taxonomy places the organism in Eukaryota, Metazoa, Chordata, Amphibia, Anura, Pipidae. The coding region runs from base 760 to 1206 and encodes 148 amino acids. Gene Ontology annotation, cellular component: membrane. The record is from RefSeq and is a predicted model, not a curated record. The transcript has 5 exons.